This is a messenger RNA of Dermatophagoides farinae (American house dust mite), 2930 nucleotides long. RefSeq names its product ubiquitin specific protease 5 (gene Usp5). Gene Ontology annotation, biological process: protein deubiquitination. Gene Ontology annotation, cellular component: cytosol; nucleus. Gene Ontology annotation, molecular function: protein binding; zinc ion binding; cysteine-type deubiquitinase activity. The record is from RefSeq and is a predicted model, not a curated record. Lineage: Eukaryota; Metazoa; Arthropoda; Arachnida; Sarcoptiformes; Pyroglyphidae.
AAUUCUAUUACGGUGUUGUUUUAUCAUAUAAAAACUUGACAUCCAUUCAAUACAUCAAUACAUUUGAUUUGAAUUUUUUAAAUUGACAAACAACGAUGGCGGCUAAUAACGAUGAUCAACAACAACAACCAUCGAUACCAAUAACCAGUGGACGUUUGGAUUUGAUUGUUCCACAUCUUAGUGAUAUUCGUAUACCGAAUACAACCGAUAAAAUUUAUAAAGAUGAAUGUGUCUAUUGUUUUGAUACACCGAAUUCACCGGAUGGAAUUUAUAUCUGUAUGAAAACAUUUCUUGGUUUAGGUCGUCGAUUUGUUCCAUUUCAUCAUGCUCAUACUGGUAGUGCUGUAUAUUUGAAUAUACGAAGAAAAACAAUUCCAGUGAAAAAUGAUUUUCGUAAUGAUGAUAAAUCUAAAAUUACUAAAUUAGCCAUCAAUGUCGAAGGUGGAUUUCAAACCGAUGAUAAUAAAUUGGAACAUCAAGAAUAUAAUUCCAUAGUAAUAAUGCCCGAUUUUGUUGAAAUUUCAUUGGAUCUUAAUGGCUCACCUGAACUUCCGGAUAAAGUUGUUAUGGCUGUUUCAGGUAUUUUAUCAGCAGAAUCAGCAUCUCGACUUGCUGAAUUAGAAUCAUUGGAGAAUACAUGGGAUGGUGAGAAAAGAUCUGUAUCGAAGCAUAGUGAAAGUUUGAUUCAAAUGGAUAACGGUGUUCGUAUACCACCAUCCGGUUGGAAAUGUCAAAACUGCGAUAUGCGUGAAGGUCUAUGGCUUAAUUUGACUGAUGGUUCAAUUGGAUGUGGCCGAAAAUAUUUCGAUGGAACCGGUGGUAAUAAUCAUGCAGCCGAACAUUAUGAUCAGACUAAAUAUCCUUUGGUCGUCAAAUUGGGAACCAUAACUCCGAACGGUGCAGAUGUUUAUUCUUAUGAUGAAGAUGCCAUGGUACUUGAUCCAAAUCUGGAUAAACAUCUUGCUCAUUUUGGUAUCAAUAUUUCCGAUUGUCGUAAGACGGAAAAAUCAAUGCUCGAAAUGGAAAUUGAUCUGAACAAACGUUUUGAUGAAUGGUCUAUUAUUCAAGAAGAUGGUCUUGAAUUGAAACCAUUGUUUGGACCUGGAUUCACUGGAAUGGCGAAUCUUGGUAAUAGUUGCUAUCUAAAUUCAGUGAUGCAAAUGUUGUUCUCCAUACCGGAUUUUAUUCGGGAAUAUUAUCGUGCCGAUAAAGCUAUCCAAUAUCAAAAAUCCAAUCGUAUUGAUCCAGCUGGCGAUUUACGAACCCAAUUAAUGCGUCUAGCAUCGGGUCUUCUGUCGGGUGAAUAUUCACUUUUUAGUGAAAAUCUUAACGAACAAAUUGGUAUCGGUCCACAAUUAUUUAAAAAUCUAAUUGGUCGUAAUCAUCAGGAAUUCAUGUCAAAACGUCAACAAGAUGCACAAGAGUUUCUUCUUUAUGUAAUUGAACAGAUUGAAAAAAUUCAUCAUUCAGAACAGAGUCGGGGCAGAAAUCUGUCAACGGAACCACCAGGUGAUUGUUUUAAAUUUGAAAUUGAACAACGUGUUGAAUGUGGUGAAAGUGGUAAAGUUAAAUACACGAAUCGUCAAGAAUCACAUUUAUCUUUGCCUGUCACUGAUGUACCAAUACAAAAUAAAGCUGAAUAUGAUGCUUAUCUGGCUCUUAAACAACAGGCAGAAAGUAAUGGAGAAAAAUUAGAUUCAAGCCAUACUGUUCAUCCAAUUAUCAAACUAACUGAUUGUGUUGAAAACUUUGCUGCCAAAGUUCGAAUAGAUGAAUUCUAUAGUUCCGCUGUGAAUCGCAAAACAUUUGCAACAAUGACAAGUCGAUUUCGUACAUUUCCCGAUUAUCUUUUGAUUCAUUUGAAAAAAUUUACAUUGAAUGAAAAUUGGACACCAAAAAAAUUGGAUUUAUCAAUGGAUGUACCGGAUUAUCUUGAUCUAGAAAUGUUUCGUGCUCAAGGAAAACAAUCGGAUGAAGAAGAGCUUCCGGAUGACGCAUUGGAUUCAAAUGAAAAUUUGCAAGGUGGUAAUAAUGCCAAUGUACCUGCAUUUGAAUUCAACCAGGAAUAUCUUCGACAAUUGAUCGAUAUGGGUUUUCCAGUUGAAGCUUGUAAACGUGCAUUGUAUCAUACACAGAAUGAAGGUACGGAACAAGCAACGAGUUGGAUUCUUGAACAUCUUGAUGAUCCGACUACAAUGGAACCAUUCGAAAUUCCAUCCAGUAGUGGUGGUAGUAGCCAUUCACAAGGAGGACAAACUUGUAAUGCUAGUGGCCAAUUGCCCAAGAACGAAAUCGAGCCACAAGCUUUACAGAUGUUACAAGAUAUGGGAAUACCUGAACAAUAUGCAUGUCUUGCAUUAAAAAUCAAUAAUAAUCAAACCGAACGUGCUAUCGAGUGGUAUUUUUCUAAUGAACAUCAAAUGGAAAUGAUUGAAAGAGAAGAGCUGGCCAAACAAACACCGAGUACCGAUAAUCAACAACAGCAACAUCAACAUUCUAUAAAAGAUGGUGUAGGUCGAUACGAAUUGGUCGGAUUUAUCUCACACAUGGGUCAAUCAACAUUUUGUGGACAUUAUGUUGUACAUUUGAAGAAAACUUUACCAUCUAAAACAAUGAAUACCAGCGAAACAAUCGAUGCUUCACAAACGCAGAAUACAUCAUCAUCAUCAUCAUCAUCAACAGAAGACAAGAUAAAAGCCGAACAACAAUGGGUUAUAUUCAAUGAUAAUAAAGUGGCCAUCUCUGAACGUCCUCCAAAACAAUUUGCCUACAUUUAUCUAUAUCGUCGUUCUAAAUGAUAAAAUUAUGUCCAUUGAUUGUUGGAAUUGAAAUUAUACUCUUUUUUUUGAUUUAUGUCAACCAAUUGAUUGUAAAAAAGAUUUUAAAUUUUUAAAAUUCGUAAUAAAAAAUUAUAUUGAUACUGCUACAGA